CCUCCCCACGAGGACAUGCCUCUCGCAAAGGAUCUCCUUCAUCCCUCUCCAGAAGAGGAGAAGAGGAAACACAAGAAGAAGCGCCUGGUGCAGAGCCCCAAUUCCUGUUUCAUGGAUGUGAAAAGCCCAGGAUGCUAUAAAAUCACCACCGUCUUUAGCCAUGCACAGACAGUAGUUUUGUGUGUCGGCUGCUCUACCGUCCUCUGCCAGCCUACAGGAGGAAAAGCAAGGCUUACCGAAGGGUGCUCCUUCAGGUGGAAGCAGCACUAAAAGCCCCUGGAAUCAAGAUGAAUGGGAAACCAUCCCAAUAAACACAUUUUGGA
Eubalaena glacialis (North Atlantic right whale) is the source of this 323-nucleotide messenger RNA. RefSeq names its product small ribosomal subunit protein eS27-like. Gene Ontology annotation, cellular component: ribosome; cytosolic small ribosomal subunit. Gene Ontology annotation, molecular function: RNA binding; structural constituent of ribosome. The record is from RefSeq and is a predicted model, not a curated record. Gene Ontology annotation, biological process: ribosomal small subunit assembly; translation. The transcript has a single exon. Bases 16 to 270 code for a protein of 84 amino acids. NCBI's taxonomy places the organism in Eukaryota, Metazoa, Chordata, Mammalia, Artiodactyla, Balaenidae.